UCCCCACGUAACUGACAAAGCCAGCGCCAUAGCUGCACACACACUUGAACGUCUACGACUUCUCCAUUUUCCUCCAAUAACUGACAACAGAGGACAAAUUCCACCCGCGGGUUUGGAAUAAACACAUUCGCGGAAAUGCCGACAAUAAAGUUACAGAGCUCAGAUGGAGAAAUCUUCGAGGUGGACGUGGAAAUAGCCAAACAGUCUGUUACCAUCAAAACCAUGUUAGAAGAUUUGGGGAUGGAUGACGAAGGGGAUGACGAUCCGGUGCCGCUCCCAAACGUCAACGCGGCCAUUCUUAAGAAGGUGAUCCAGUGGUGCACCCACCACAAGGAUGAUCCCCCUCCCCCCGAGGACGACGAGAACAAGGAGAAAAGGACGGACGACAUCCCCGUGUGGGACCAGGAGUUCCUCAAAGUGGACCAAGGGACCCUAUUCGAACUUAUUUUGGCGGCCAAUUACUUGGACAUCAAGGGUCUGCUGGACGUGACGUGCAAGACGGUGGCCAACAUGAUCAAAGGCAAAACCCCCGAGGAGAUCCGCAAGACCUUCAACAUCAAGAACGACUUCACGGAGGAGGAGGAAGCCCAGGUGCGCAAAGAGAACCAGUGGUGCGAAGAGAAGUAGAGCAUCUGGCCAAAACUACACAGACACACAGAAUAGAAAUGUGUCCGCUUUAUUGCUUGCACUGGUCUUGUUCAUACUUUGUUAAUAUUGACUAUAUAGCUUACUUCCGUACUGUUCAGUCAAGUUCACUUCCUCCCCAGUUCUCCACUUCCAAGCUGUGUACAAAAUACUAGCAUGACAUGUUUAACACGUGUGUCAUUAUUUAAAUAAGGCCCCCCCCCAUUUCCUUUCUUGUGUCGUCUAUAAAGUCAUUUUUGAUGACUCCCCAUGUGUUGGUUUCAGUUUAGGUUUUUUUUAUAGACAUGAUUGUCGCCUGUUAGGUUGGUCUUUACAUUAAAGGGGCGUGGGAAGGGAAGCGAUAAAAGGUUUUUCAGGUGGGUUUCAACAUGUGCACCAGUGAUGAAAGGAUGAAAUAAAAUGUUUCAAAAACUGA
Molecule: messenger RNA, 1060 nt
Organism: Hippocampus comes (tiger tail seahorse)
Lineage: Eukaryota; Metazoa; Chordata; Actinopteri; Syngnathiformes; Syngnathidae
Gene: skp1
Product: S-phase kinase-associated protein 1
Exons: 6
Coding region: 136-627 (163 amino acids)
Biological process (GO): ubiquitin-dependent protein catabolic process
Source: RefSeq, a predicted model, not a curated record